This is a messenger RNA of Corythoichthys intestinalis (scribbled pipefish), 1436 nucleotides long. RefSeq names its product muscle segment homeobox 1a (gene msx1a). Gene Ontology annotation, molecular function: DNA-binding transcription factor activity, RNA polymerase II-specific; RNA polymerase II transcription regulatory region sequence-specific DNA binding. Gene Ontology annotation, cellular component: nucleus. The record is from RefSeq and is a predicted model, not a curated record. NCBI's taxonomy places the organism in Eukaryota, Metazoa, Chordata, Actinopteri, Syngnathiformes, Syngnathidae. The transcript is spliced from 2 exons. Gene Ontology annotation, biological process: embryonic morphogenesis; regulation of transcription by RNA polymerase II. Bases 110 to 967 code for a protein of 285 amino acids.
GAUGUCGACACCCUGACGCAACAACUUCUUACUUCUUUUUUUAAGUGACAUAUUUUUAACCCUCCCGACUUCACCACUUCGACAGCUCCACGGUUUCAGCCGGACCUGUAUGGCCCCAUCGUCGGUGUCGAUGUCAGUUUUGGCCGCCGCGGGUUUGAAAAGUGAAGAUCUCCCCCCACGACCCGUGCUCGUCACAAGAGGCGACAUGCAGACGAGCUUGAGCCCCGCAGAGGACGCCGGGAAGCCCAAAGUGGCCAUCCUGCCCUUCAGCGUCGAGGCUCUGAUGGCUGAUCGCAAGCCGAGCAGAGAGGCGCCUUCCCCGGAUGGCGCCUCCGUGGCCGGGACGUCCCAUUCUCUAGGGAAAGGAGUUCGGAUGGGACCGUUUGGAAGUCUGGACGCUUCCGUGCCUGCGAUCCCGAUUGGCUCCUCUUUUUCUGUGAGCGAUCUCAUGAACGUGCAGGAGGACGUGUUGAUUAAACCCGAGAGUCCAGAUAGCCAAGAGAGGACUUCUUGGAUUCAGAGUCCUCGUUUUUCUCCCACACCUCCACGAAGAUUGAGUCCUCCGGCGUGUCCUUUGAGGAAACACAAGACCAACAGAAAGCCUCGGACCCCCUUCACGACGUCCCAGCUGCUGGCCUUGGAGAGAAAGUUCCGCCAGAAGCAGUACCUGUCCAUUGCCGAGCGCGCAGAGUUCUCCAGUUCCCUCAGUUUGACAGAGACCCAAGUUAAGAUCUGGUUUCAGAACAGGAGAGCUAAAGCCAAGCGACUGCAAGAGGCAGAACUCGAGAAACUGAAAAUGGCAGCCAAGCCCAUGUUGCCUCCCGCGUUUGGGAUUUCCUUCCCGCUGAGUGCGCACGUCCCGGGAUCCUACGCGGGCUCGCACGCCUUCCAGAGGCACUCGCUGCCGGUGUCCCCCGUAGGACUGUACGCAGCCCACGUCGGAUACAGCAUGUACCACCUGGCUUGAUGGACCGUGGACAUUAUAUCAUGACCAGUGGGGUAAGACUCAUCUUGGAAAGAGUUUUUCCUUGGAUGCGAUAUCUGAUCUCGCCAGUAAGUCCUCCAAAAUGGGGUUUGAUCAUGUGCUCCUAGUGAUGCAUUUGAUUAUUUUUUUUAGAACAACAAGGGAAGACUAUUUUAUCAGGACACUCAGCAUGGACAAAAACACAUUUGUUAGGCUGCAACAAUACUUUUGUGCAAGCAUUUUCUUUUUUUUAAUUCUUAAUGUUCUUAGUCCGGAUUACAGUGUCAAUGUUCUUUGUAAAUAUGGAAAAACAGCAGCAUUUAAAAAGCGGAAGAAACAGCACUAGUGUCUGUUGUAAUGAUUCCCUUCGCAAGGGAUAAAGUGUACUGUAAAAUAAUGUAUAUUAGGAAAAAUAUCCUCAUUUAUAUUAUGAAUAUAUUUGUGACAUAACUUAAUAAAUUGUUUAUUCUUU